AUGUUCCAGAUCAAGAAGACAUUCGCUGCCCUUCUUGGUGGGCUCAGCCUGCUUCCCGCACUCACCAAUGCGUUCACAAACCCUAUCUUCUGGGAAGACCUCGCGGACCUCGACAUCCGCCGGGUGAACGACACCUACUAUUACACAUCCUCAACUAUGCAUUAUUCUCCUGGUGCCCCUAUCCUUCGCUCCUACGACUUGAAGAACUGGGAAUACAUCGCUCAUGCUGUCCCCACGCUGGACUUCGGUAGCACAUAUUCGCUGCAAGGCGGACAGGCUUAUAUCCAGGGAAUCUGGGCGUCGUUCUUCGCGUACCACCCACAGAAAAAUACCUGGUUCUGGGGAGGAUGUAUUGAUUUCCAGACAAGUUAUCUCUACUCUGCGUCCUCGGUGACUGGUCCUUGGACUCGCUACACCACAAUAAAUAAGUGCUACUAUGACUCGGGGCUUCUCAUCGAUGACGAUGGAACUAUGUACGUCUCAUAUGCGAAUUCGAACAACAUCUGGGUCGCCCAACUUUCCUCCGAUGGAAAGAGCGAGGUCAGGUCGCAGCAAGUUUUCGUCCCCCCCAGUGACAUUGGAUACCUCGAAGGCACGCGGAUGUACAAGCGAAAUGGACAAUACUAUAUCCUUGCUACUCACCCCGCCAACGCCGAAUACACACUGAAAGCCAGUAGCCCGUGGGGAAGUUACUCUAGCAAGGCACUCGCUGUGAGCGUCAAACCCCCCGUCACAGGCGGCGGAAACCCCCACCAAGGUGGUCUCAUCGACACCCCCAGUGGACAAUGGUACUACAUGGCCUUCGUCGACUCGUACCCCGGUGGCCGCAUCCCCGCCAUGGCACCCGUCACCUGGGGAUCCGACGGAUUCCCUACACUGCAGCUAUCGAACGGAGCAUGGGGUACCUCGUACCCAGACGUCCUCACCCCACAUCCCGUUACGUCUCCGACCGGAAUUGAGAAUCUCACAUCGAUUGGGCCCAGGUGGGAGUGGAAUCACAAUCCCGACACGUCCAAGUUCUCCACCAGCAGCAACGGGCUCACGCUGAACACCGCCACGGUCACCUUCGACCUCUACUCAGCACGCAACACCAUCACCCGUCGUAUUCUCGGUCCCAAAUCCACCAGUACGAUCAAACUCAACUACGGAAACAUGAAAGACGGUGACCGUGCUGGUCUCGUCCUUCUCCGUCACCUCUCCGCUUGGAUCGGUGUCAAACGGGACAAUGGCAAUUAUAUUGUCGGAUUUACCAACGGUCUCGCGAUGAACUCUGACUGGUCGACCUCGAACACGGGAACGACCGUUGCUACUGCUGGCAUCAGCGGUGGAACGAUCUACCUGCGCAUUACUGCGGACAUCAGCCCUGGUGGCUCGAAACAGGCGUUGUUCUAUUACAGUACAGAUAAUUCCAGCUGGAAGCAGUUGGGCUCGUUCACGAUGAAUACGGAUUGGGAGUUCUUCAUGGGCUACAGAUAUGGUAUCUUUAACUAUGCCACCUCAGCUCUCGGCGGAUCGGUCAAUGUUCCGUACUUCCAACUUGAUAGUGCGUAG
Molecule: messenger RNA, 1551 nt
Organism: Marasmius oreades (fairy-ring Marasmius)
Lineage: Eukaryota; Fungi; Basidiomycota; Agaricomycetes; Agaricales; Marasmiaceae
Exons: 4
Coding region: 1-1551 (516 amino acids)
Biological process (GO): carbohydrate metabolic process
Molecular function (GO): hydrolase activity, hydrolyzing O-glycosyl compounds
Source: RefSeq, a predicted model, not a curated record